Humulus lupulus (European hop) is the source of this 588-nucleotide messenger RNA. RefSeq lists its product as uncharacterized. The transcript is spliced from 3 exons. Bases 58 to 441 code for a protein of 127 amino acids. NCBI's taxonomy places the organism in Eukaryota, Viridiplantae, Streptophyta, Magnoliopsida, Rosales, Cannabaceae. The record is from RefSeq and is a predicted model, not a curated record.
AGGUUUUGGAUUGAAGGAAAAUUUUGCGUGAAGAACUUAAAUCAAAAUUUUUGGUAUAUGGCUUGUGAUAAAUGUCACAAAUCUACACAGAAAGAGUUCAAUGAACCUGUAAAGAAAGACCACUGCAACAACAAAGAUGGCAAAGCAAUACCUAGGUGUUUUGUUCUGGUUGAAUGUGAAGAUACUUCUGGAGUGUUACCUACAGCAAUUUUCGGAGAGAACGCAGAAAAGUUCAUUCACUGCAGUGCACUUGAAUUAAUGAAACACACCACUGAGGAAGGAAUUGAUAACUUGGAAACAAUUGCUGAUGUUUCCAGUUCUACACAAUAUACUGCCCAGAUCAAGACAUAUAAAUAUAUACGACACCAGCAAACAAAAUACAAGUACACUAUCACGCAUCUUAUGGAUAUAUUUGAGGGGAAAAAAUAUUCUGGUGUGUAGCUCCACAAGUUCCAGCUAUGUAUAUAUUGUUUAAAAGAAGAAAAUCUUUAAGCUGCCUUAAUUUUGAUUGUAAAUAUGCUCCCAAAGUAACUUAGAACUUUUGGAGAGCAGCUCUGUAUAAUAAAGAAAUCUUCAAUUGUUGUUUCA